AUGACAACGAGAAGUCGAAAUUACAUUGCGCUGUCCGGGCAUUCAACGGCCGAAAGGACUCAGGAGGCAUCUGUUUUGCCGGGGGACGAAGGUUUCAUCUCGCCGGAGGAAGACAGUAAUGGUCGUUUGCCCAGCCGUUCUCAUUCCGAAGACGAGUGGGAUAGGAAUAUCACAAUCUUUCCUGCCCUAUCAAGGCAAUUUUCGUACGAGCAAAAUGGCCUGAAGAAAUUCUUAAAGUCCAAAACAGGAAUUUUGACUAUCUUCGGUGCAGUUGUUGUCCUUUGCGGUGUUGUUGUUUUUUGCCUUCGCAAUACUAUUGCAAUAGCCCGCCUCAGGCAAAUGGGGAUUCCUCCGGGACUGUACUCACGCGAUGGAGUGUUAUACGUUGGUCACAAGAGUCCUUUUAUGAUCAAGGGAUUCUCGUGGUAUGGGAUGGAAGCUCCCACGGUAAUGCCAGCUGGUUUGGACAAAGUUUCUAUCAAUGAGAUAUUCGAGUUUACAAGCAAGUUUGGGUUCAACGCAAUCCGCUUGCCAUUGUCCGUGGAGAACCUUGUCAAGAAUCCAAUUGGAUACACGGUUACCUUUAAGAACCCUGAACUCACUGGCCGUUCCUAUAUUGAUGUUGUGAAAGCUAUUACUCGGAAAGCAGCACACAACAAUGUUUUGAUUCUUUUGGACGUUCAUCGACUGCAAUCCCACGAAAUCAAGAGUAAGGGGCUGUGGUACUCCAAAGAGGUUCCUGAAGAUCGCCUUGUUUAUGUUUGGAAAAUUCUUUGCAACCACCUCAAAGACGAAUGGAACGUUUUGGGUGCAGAUCUUUAUAAUGAACCUUGGGAUGCCGUGUGGAAUUCCUCAGAUAAGUCUAGAGACUGGAAGCGAGCUGCAGAACGACUUGGAGACAGCGUUCACGAAACAUGUCCCAGUUGGACAGUCUUUAUCGAAGGCAUCGGAGGCAGGGAGAGCACUACGAAGACAGAAGUAUUCUGGUCUGAAAAUUUGCGCGAUAUACAGGAUGCUCCGCCGCAACUGAAACUCAAGAACAAGGUUGUCUUGAGCCCUCACGUUUACGGCCCGUCAGUUCACAACCAAUCUUACUUCAAGGAUGCCAGUUUCCCGAAGAACAUGCCAAGUAUAUGGGAUGACCACUUUGGUGAAUCAAGCAAAGCCUCUGGGAUUGCAACUGUCGUCGGGGAGUGGGGAGGUCACUACCAUGGCAUGGACAGGGAGUGGCAAUCAGAAUUUUUUCGAUACUUGAAAGACAGGAACAUACCUUUCUUCUACUGGUGCCUUAAUCCUGAUAGUGUUGACACCGGUGGUUUGAUUCACGAGGACUGGAGAACUCCGGAGGAAAAUCGUCUUUCGAUGCUCGCAGAUGCCCCCUCAACAAAAGUGAAGGAUUAUCUUAUCCAUUUCAAGCAUUGGCGAAAUUGGAGAGUGUGACAAGUUGACAUGUUUCUGUUUCGUUCGCGAAGUGCAAUAGAUAGUAACCUCGGUUAAUGCCCCUUCUCACAACUUGUUGGGCUUUGAAUGACACAGACAGAUCCAGUCGUCAGCUGACCAAUAUUGAGACGAAUCAUAGUCGGGACUCUUGUUUUCGUUUCAUUGCAGUGGAAAUGGAACUGAACUCGACCACAGCUGCACGGGCUAAGCUGUCAGAUUAUCCACUCUCCGGCUGAUGUCUUAUUCCUGUGAUCCAACGUACGAUGGUUCUUCUGAUUCUCGCAAGGAGAGCCGGCAAGCCCUAAGAGACACAUUCGUAACGUCACAUGAUGCCCUUGAUGACGAGGGCACAUGCAGCAUUCUUCGCUACCUUGCCAUGGCCGUCGCGCCCUCUCGCUAUGAAUUUGCUUAAAGGUUGUGUCUCAAUCAAGGAUCAAGCGCUGGACAAACGAGAGCUUGGGAAUCCGCGGCGUCCAAUAGGACAUAUAUGAGCUAGAAAGGAUUGAGAAAGGGAGUAAUUUCUCUGGACAGUUUGUUGGAGGCAGCUGCGUUUAGGGUGAAAUCUCGCGUUGCUCAAGGAGCCUGCUGCGAGGCACUGCUGAGAAGCAGUGUUUUAAGUUUCAGGAUGGGUCGCUUACCUCUAGUAGAGAAAACAAAUUACCAAUAUUCUAAUGUACAGUACAUAGUGUAGUACCAAGGGUACAGUACAACGUGCUAAUGUUCUCGCUGA
Molecule: messenger RNA, 2170 nt
Organism: Chondrus crispus (carragheen)
Lineage: Eukaryota; Rhodophyta; Florideophyceae; Gigartinales; Gigartinaceae
Product: endoglucanase putative cellulase family GH5
Exons: 2
Coding region: 1-1440 (479 amino acids)
Molecular function (GO): hydrolase activity, hydrolyzing O-glycosyl compounds
Source: RefSeq, a predicted model, not a curated record